Molecule: messenger RNA, 1891 nt
Organism: Frankliniella occidentalis (western flower thrips)
Lineage: Eukaryota; Metazoa; Arthropoda; Insecta; Thysanoptera; Thripidae
Gene: crok
Exons: 3
Coding region: 230-685 (151 amino acids)
Biological process (GO): positive regulation of voltage-gated potassium channel activity; regulation of synaptic transmission, cholinergic; sleep
Source: RefSeq, a predicted model, not a curated record
CUUGCACGGAUUACUCCUUUUUACUGUGAAUUCCUUUUAACGAGUUCGAUUGUGCUUUAAUAGUGUUGAAACCUAACGCAGAGCUUUAUUGCGGUGUUGUGGUACGAAAUGGGGCGCGGCGUCGUGACGUCACUGUUAUGGUCGUGUAAACAGGUGUAAUACACACUACACUUGAUUUGUUUUUAUUUAAUUUACUUUUCAGUUUUCGUAUCUGAAACGCCAUACCAUCAUGGCAUCAGUUAUGACCCAAAACAUUCUCUUUAUAAGUAUCACCUUUUGCUGCCUGAGUUCUGUCCUUGCCAUUAAAUGCUGGGAUUGCCGGUCAGAUGCAGAUCCAAAGUGUGCAGACCCAUUUGAUAACUCUACUGUCCCAAUUACGGAUUGUAGGACCCUUGGAAAUCUUGAUCAUUUGCCUGGAGUACGACCAACAAUGUGUCGCAAAAUUCGUCAAAAAGUGAAUGGAGAGUGGCGUUACUUCCGUAGUUGUGCAUACAUGGGUGAGCCAGGAAUCCAAGGAGAUGAACGAUUUUGUCUUAUGCGUACUGGCACGUACAAUAUUUUUAUGGAAUACUGUACGUGCAACAGCAAAGAUGGGUGUAAUUCUGCUGGAAGCUUAAAAGGUAACAUUCUUCUGGGAGUUUUCGCAACAUGUUUAUGGUCUGUGGUUCAUUUUGCCAUCUAUUAAGGAAAAUUUUUUGAAGUCUGUCCCUUGAUAGUAGUUUACAUGCCAUGAGGAGUUUACAUAGUAAUUGUUUAUAUCUAAGAUCAAGAAAGACUCUGAAAGCUUUUCAGCACAAACUAUCUUAUUCUGACCAAAUUUUCAGUUGUAAAUUCUUUAUACUUACAUUCCACUCUCAUUAUUUAUGUAAAGACCACAAUUUCAAUUGUUGUUAUUUUUUAUAAUGAGUAUUGAAUUGAAUGCACUGAAUAGAUUGUAGUCUUAUAGCAAGCAAACAUUUUUAUUACAUUUACAGUAACAUGAAUUUUCCAAAGCUGAAAAUAAAAGCACUUUUAACUUUAUUUUUAAGCUAGGAAUAAAUGUUUUGUCUACCUGUCUUUAUUUAAGUGUCACUGAUGGAAGUUAAAAGGGCAGCUUGAAGUGUGUCUCAAUGAUAAACUUCAUUUAAUUUUUACCUCUAAUUGUGUCAUGCUGUAUUUUUGUGCCCUUGACAUUUCAGUUUUCUAGUGUUUUGGAUGUAGUUACAAAUUUUUAUACUAAAAUUUUAUACUGAAACUUAAAAGAAAGUUACUUAAAGUUGAUAUCUGUUCGUUAAUAAUUCGUGCCUUAUAGUUGUUAAAAUCAUGAUCUUGGUUUGUAUCUUAAUUUUACUUUUAGGGUUGUCUGUUGUUUAGGUAGGCUUGUUCAAGUUCACAAAUGAUUAUUUUCAUACAUCAUUUUUGCUGUUUAAAGCAAGUGAGGUGGUUACUUACAAGUAUUAUAUGUGUAUGCCUUCUGUUCAAAAAGAAAAUGAUCUGCAUCCGUAAGAGAUUAAAUGAAACAACUGUGAUUAAUUUUAAGACUCUAAGUGUUCAAUUUUUUCCUUGCAACAUAUUGCAAAACAGAUGUUUGUCUCUUCAAUCAACAUGCUAGUGUAUUGGUCUCCCUGCCCAUGAAGCAUGGCAUACUAUUUAGGUAUAAGUACAGGAAGGUGGGAAACACCUUCCAACUCUGUUUGUUGGUUGAUCAUUUCCGUCCAAAGAUGAGUGCUCAGUCCAGAAUAUUCACCACGGCCUCGUGCAAUUUACUAUUAAAAAAUGUUUUAUCUCUUUCAAAUCAAUUUAUGAAAUAUUUUUACCUUUUAUAUGAAAUUGUAGCUGUAUAAAUUAAGUUUUUACAUUUAUUCUCUGUUUCUACCAUGUCUGAAUAUUAAACACAAAUCAUCAUUGUCAA